AUGGAUACUUCAGAUAGUGAACACUUUGAAAGUGCUGAUGAAUUUCACUCAGAUAGUGAAAGUUCAGAAGACACAGGAGAUAAGUCUGUUUUAGAUAAUCUGGACAAUGAUUUGGAAAAACGUUUAGGUAACUUGAACAUUGAUGAAAAUUUAGGAAAUAUUUCAGCUAAACAAAGUGAAAAUAGUGUGUCAAACAAUGCCUCAAUACUUGGAGACAUUGAAGGUAACAGAACUAAUGAAAUCAAAGUGAAAAAUGAUUAUAAGGAUAAUCCUAUCAUUCCUAAGAGAAUUACAGAUAUCAAUAUCAAUUCCUUAGUAGAAACACAAGUAGCUGAUACCCCUAAUCAAGAUGUUCUAGUAAAUAGGAGAUUAGUAGACCAAGAUAUUCCAGCACAGAAUAGAACUGAGAAACAGCACAAAAGUGAAUGUGAAAUAGUAACACUGAAGAAACAUUCAACAGAGAGCAGUUCAGAAAAAGCCAAUGAUGAUCAGUCUCAAGAAUCUGAAACUGAAAAUAUGUGGGAUAAUAAUGAAUGGGAACCAAUAUCAAUUGAUAAUGUGAAUCCUAGUGUAGGUAAAAACAUCAAAACAGUUUCUCUACCAGAAAAAACUAUUGAAGAAAAUUUAUGGGAGAAUGAUGAUUGGGAGCCCAUAGAAAACAAAGGAGAUGAUAGUGAUGACACAUGGCAAAAGGAAGAAUGGGAUCCUAUUGAAAAUAAAAUUGCAGUCUCAAGUCAAGCAAAGGAUACCAGCAAUGAUACCACUUGGGGUGGUUGGAGCACCUGGGGAGUCUCCUCUAUACUCAGCACUGCUACUCAUAGUGUUUCAACACUAACCAACCAAGUUUCACAAGGCCUAUCAAAUGUACUAGAAAAUAGCAUGGGUAUUCCUAAUCCUGAAGAACUGGCUAAGCAGCACCUCAAUGAAGAAGAAAAAAUUUGUGGAAUUUUGGAGAAUGUUGAACAAAACAGUGCUGUGGAGGAAGACAGCAAAGACAAGAACUAUAAUGGGUUUGGGUUUGGAAAUCUGUCAAAUUUUGUUUCAGGAGUUUCUAAUCUCACUAAAUUUGUGGAGCAUACAGGCAACAAAGUCAUCAAUGGUGGGUUGGAUACUCUGGAAACUAUAGGAAAAAAAACUAUGGAAGUUUUGCAAGAAGGAGAUCCAGGCUUAAAAAACAAACGUGCCUUCCUCAAACUCGACCAAGAUAAACCUGUUCUAUCUCAAGUUCUCAAAGAGGCCAAAGCAAAAGCUGAAGAAGAAAAUAGAGCUCUCCAACAAAAGAAUAUCUCCAAAAAAUUGAACUACGAAAGUUUAUUUGAUGAUUACCACGGACUGGUGCAUCUGGAAGCCUUAGAAAUGUUGUCAAAACAAUGUGACAUCAAGCUGGAAUCUUUAAGCGGCGCUUGCGCAGGUGAUGCUUUGAAAGAGAUUCUAGAAACUCUAGAGCAAGUAAGAGAACUUUGUGAACUACCUGAUGAAGAUGAUGAGGACCAAUCCACACUAGAGGAAAUUGAGGAGAAAAUUGAAUCUGCCCUAAAAGAAAUCAACAUCAAGAUAACUUACGAUAAAGGCAUAUCAACUUGGAAAGAGGCUGAAAACUGGUUGAACAGUUUGCAGCUAGAUAUUUGUGAUGAUACUGAAAUCCAUCAAAAGGCUUUGCAAGUACUGGCACAAUUGACAGCAAUCGCAGUGGAGCAGUUUCACAAAGCUGGGGAAUUGUUAUUGAUAAAGGAGCAUAGGAGUACAGCAGAUGAGGCUGACAGCCUAGUUCUGUUAACGACUGCUUUGACUUCACUUAUUGGCUUCGCAGCUGGAAAAUUCUCCGAGAAAUUGAAUGCCAGAGCAAGUGGAACUUUGAAUAAAGAGAAAAUCAAUGAUCUAAUUACCAAUGUUUUCUUUGAGUUUCUACAUGAUUUUACAGGCAGCCAACAGCAGUUCAUAUAUACAAGAUGCAUUUCAACUAUUGAUACCUGUACUUCAAGUAGGUGCUGUAUAAACAAAAUCACCAUGAAAAUGUCAUUCUACUAUACUACUUCACGGUUCAGUAGUGAAAUUUGUUUUAGGUUCAAACAUCUAAUUAUUGUAUUAUGA
Phaedon cochleariae (mustard beetle) is the source of this 2091-nucleotide messenger RNA. The record is from the annotation of a GenBank genome assembly. Lineage: Eukaryota; Metazoa; Arthropoda; Insecta; Coleoptera; Chrysomelidae.